AUGUCUAUGGUUCCGAUACUGUUCCGUGACUGGUGGGACGAUGUGUGGGACUCUCCGCUGCGUAGUUCUCGACUAAUGGAUCAGCAUUUUGCCACCGGGCUGCUGGCGGACGACUUAUUCAGCGCGGUAACAACCUGCCCAAGGGGACCGCCUUGCCGUAGCAGACAUGGUCACUAUCAUCGGCCAUGGCGUACGGUACGGUCACAUCACGACACCGGAUCGUUCGUAGAUUUGGACCAUUGCAGGUUCCAGAUCAACCUGGAUGUGCAGCAGUUUUCUCCAGAUGAGCUAAGUGUCCGAAUGGUGAAUGAUACGGUUGUAGUCGAGGGGAAGCACGAGGAGAAGCAGGACGAGCAUGGACUCGUGUCGCGACACUUUGUCCGCAAAUAUGUGCUACCAAGUGGCCACGAGCCAGAGGAUGUUGUCUCAUCUCUUUCGUCGGAUGGUGUUCUGACUGUCACUGCGCCAAAAAAGGUAGAGCCUCCAGCUGCCAACGAACGGGUGGUUCCGAUUACGCAAACUGAUGAGUUCGUUAUGGACGGCAAAAGCGAUAAAGGGCAGAAGGAUACUGAUGCAUCGAAUUAA
Messenger RNA from Sabethes cyaneus, 585 nucleotides. Its product is annotated as protein lethal(2)essential for life-like. The coding region runs from base 1 to 585 and encodes 194 amino acids. The transcript has 2 exons. Gene Ontology annotation, biological process: protein refolding; response to heat. Gene Ontology annotation, molecular function: protein folding chaperone. Lineage: Eukaryota; Metazoa; Arthropoda; Insecta; Diptera; Culicidae. The record is from RefSeq and is a predicted model, not a curated record.